AUGAAGAAGGAAAAAAAAAACAAAAGGAAAAAUUUAAAAAAGAAAAGAACAAAAAAACUUUCAGUUCACAGUCAAAUGGGAAACGAAAUUGUUAAAACAUUAGGAAAAGACACUGUGAAAAAACUUAAACAAAUGGGAGUAUUAACUAGUAAAGGAGAAUUUGAAAAACAAGUUGAUCAAAUUCCACCUAUCAAAAGACUAUGGGAUCCGGAAACUGGAAAUAAAGAACUUGUUUUACCUAAAGGAACACUUUAUGAAUUAUUUUGUAGUUAUUGUCUACCAUUUCUCUUUUAUAAGCAAACAAUACUUGUUAACAGAGAUUUAUUAAUGAAACACACUGAUAUGGUUGCAACCAAACUUGAGAUGAUUCAAUCAUCAAUGCCAAAAGCAGUUGAUACAAUGCGUAAAUUACAUGUUGAAAUGCCAAAACAAUUACAACUCACAAUGAGCUCAGUUGAAACACUUAAGAAAAGAGUUGAGAUAAUGAAAGAAAAUAUAAGUAAACUUGAACAAUUUAAUGAAAAAUUACUCAAGAUAAUUGAUCCACCAAGCACAACGUCAUCACUAUCACUUAUGUAA
This is a messenger RNA of Entamoeba histolytica HM-1:IMSS, 579 nucleotides long. RefSeq lists its product as uncharacterized. Lineage: Eukaryota; Evosea; Mastigamoebida; Endamoebidae. The transcript has 3 exons. Bases 1 to 579 code for a protein of 192 amino acids. The record is from RefSeq and is a predicted model, not a curated record.